Dromiciops gliroides (monito del monte) is the source of this 1548-nucleotide messenger RNA. RefSeq names its product small lysine rich protein 1 (gene SMKR1). NCBI's taxonomy places the organism in Eukaryota, Metazoa, Chordata, Mammalia, Microbiotheria, Microbiotheriidae. The coding region runs from base 212 to 412 and encodes 66 amino acids. The transcript is spliced from 3 exons. The record is from RefSeq and is a predicted model, not a curated record.
GAACCUCGUCUUUCCUGAACAACCUAGCCAGGAAGAGAGAUGCAGUUGUUAACUUCUCAGGAGCAGAGUUGUUUCAAUUGCAGCGCCGGACAUUCCUCCUCCCUCCGGCCAUUGCUUGGACCCGUGCGGUGGCUGGUGAAGGCUCUGCUGGGAAUGGGGAAUUAUGAACUGACCCUGUGACCAUCAAUUCAACGGAAAGCAAGGCUUUGUCAUGCCAGGUAAAGGCAAAAAGGGAAAAGGCCGGGGGAAGGGCCGGGGUGGGAAGAAAGCAAAAAAGCCUGAAGUGGACAUCCUUCAUCCCGCUGCCAUGCUGAACCUGUAUUACAUCGCUCACAAUGUUGCCGACUGCCUACAAUUACGUGGCUUCCGCUGGCCUGGUGUUGGCAAGAAAAAGAAAGGAAGGAAGGCAUAAUGAUGGAUGGAUGGAUGCCUAUAUAGCAUAUCAUCAUAACCACGACUUGUAACUAUAAACCGAAGAGUGCAGAGAAAGGAAUACAACCAAAACAGGCAGAGAAGCAGAUUAGACCUUACUGAAAACACCUUGAACUGGAAAAUGACUGGAGCUCUCAGAGUUAAGGAUAAAGGAAUGGAAUUAUCGCUUAACACUUGCGCCCAAAUGAAACAUUUUUAAUUUUUUUUUUAGGAACUAAGGCAAAAUAUGUGUCUGAGUAGUUCUAAAACCGGGUGGUUGAUUUCAGAGUACUGUUUGGUUCUAAUCACCCUUUGUUACGUGUCAGAAUUAAACUUUGCUUGGUCAAUCUAGUUCUCUCUUGCACUCAUUUUCUGGUGAUAACAGUAAAUGGGACCCUCCCCAUCCCCGAUGAGAGAGGGGCAGGUAAUUGUUCAUAUGAAGAUGGGGCAUGCUGUGCCACAGUCCUGCCCAUCUCUGCCUGCUCACCACCACCAUUUGGAGGGGAAAAUAAUCAAGGAAAUGAUUUUGUCUGUAUAACGUGCCCCUCCCCUCCCCCUUACCGUUUUCCUGAUUUGAAAUAACCAUGACUGCCUGCAGAGACUCCUCUGAGGCUUUAAUAACAUCAGCAAAAUGUGCUUUGUGCUAGCCAGAGCAUAUGAAAGGAUAAAAGAACUGCAAGGCACUUGUCAGUCAUUUGAGUGAAUAAAGAAAAGAGCCAGCAUUGGGUCAGGAGAAAGAGCUCAGUAUCUGGUUUCAGAAGACCCAGCUUUGAAUGCCCACUGCCACCUACCACCCAGGGAUUUUUGUACAAGCCACUUCACCUCUGUGGGCCUCAGUUUCCUCAUUUGUAUAAUGUGGAGAUUGGACUAGAUCGGAGGUGUCAAACCCCCAAAAUGUGGCCUAGACUAGAUUAAAAUGUAAUUGGGAAAUAUUUACCAAUAAAAAAAUUUAAAACAACAAUAAAAAUUGAUCAUGUUAAUUUGCGAUUUUCUAACUCAUUGUGGGACUCGUGGGGAUUCAUUUCUAUUGGAGUUUGACACCACUGGACUAGAUGACCUCUAUUAUCCUGUAUAUAGCUUGUUUGUGCAUAUUAGUUUGCUUGUUGUCUCUUCCUUUAGAUUGUGAGCUCUUUGAGG